AUGCGCCCCUCCGUUCUCUCCUUAUCGUUUAUCGUCGUGCUUUAUCUUCUGUGCGCCGAAGGAGUGGCGGCGGAUGAUGCCACGACGACGAAGACGCAAACAUUCGCAAGGUCUGAGCUUGACGUUGAGUUGCCGGUGUCGACUUCGCUGUCGAUUUUCAAACCCAAAGACUUUACGGCUGAGAAAUCGUAUCCGCUCGUAGUCUACUUGCACGGAUUUUGUCUCGGCGACGAUGCGCAGCAGUUGUAUUCGUUUACCGCUGCGCGUUCCUCGCCUGGUGGUGGAGGAGAGAGAAGGCAAACGCUGACGCAAAUUGGCGUGCGCGAGCGAAUCACUUCAGAUCAGUUUCUCUACAUGCCCUUGGACGCACCGCACAAGACGAGAACUUGCGCGUUGUGCAAUAUCGCUUCUGAUGCUAAUAAUUACCUCGCGGACCGUUUGACUUCUAAUUGGAUAAAUUCAACGAUGUCUCGAAUCGGACCAGAAUUUCAGUGCGCGGCUUGGAGCGGGAGCGACGCCUGUUGCAAUCUUGAACAGGCUGCUAAAAUGAAUGAAAAUAACGACGCGGAAUACAUCGUCGAUGCGAUCGAAAAGGUGAAAGCGGCGUAUCCAAACAUCGACGCGAGUCGCGUGUACGUCUUUGGGAUCGCUACUGGCGGAUUCAUGGCUUCUCGAUUAGCGUGCCAAAAACCUGAAUAUUUCGCCGGGAUCGCGUCAUUCGCUGGCGCUUCUUUCUACGACGAAUCCAAAUGCAAACCUACAAAGGCGACAAAUUUUCUCGGCGUGCACGGUACGGGCGAUACCGUAGUGCCAAUCGAAGGCGGAGUUAAUAUCGUCGGAACUAAAUUCCCGUCGUUUACCCGUUCGAUGUCGAUUCUCUCUUCAGCUUUCGGGUGCAAGAGCGAGCGUUUGGACGAGGAUAAAUUUACGCUCCCAACCGAGGCUACGCAAAGACGAGCUCCGAAAAAUGUAAACGUCGACGUGAUUACUUAUGAACAGUGCCGCGGAGAUGCCUCGCUUGAAAGUUGGACGAUCGAUGGAACCGAUCACUUCCUCGAAGAAAAGACGUCGCUCGAAUUGUUUUCUCGCAUCACAAAAUGGCUGUUAGCGCAACGCCAACUGGGAGAAUCUUCUUCUACGUCGUCGUCGUCGUCGUCGUCGCCGACGACAAAAAAAGAAAUGAAUACAGUUGAGAAACAGAAUAAGGACGAGGAUGCGACUGUUUCUCGCAUCGAAUUCGGCGCGGUAGAAGCGUAA
This is a messenger RNA of Bathycoccus prasinos, 1257 nucleotides long. RefSeq lists its product with no specific name. The record is from RefSeq and is a predicted model, not a curated record. Lineage: Eukaryota; Viridiplantae; Chlorophyta; Mamiellophyceae; Mamiellales; Bathycoccaceae. Bases 1 to 1257 code for a protein of 418 amino acids. The transcript has a single exon. Gene Ontology annotation, molecular function: hydrolase activity.